AAAAGUUGAAGAAAUAUCCUCCUCCUCUUCUUCUUCUCCAAUUCAUUAAAGAAGAGAGAAAAAUCCUCACCUUUUUUUCUUUUCCUAUAAAAGGCAGCUCCAUUUCAUUCUUCAGCACCAUCUUUCCUGAGCUUUCUGCACAGGGAAAACAAACCCAUUUGCUUAAUUUAUACUAGUUGCUUGCUAUCUGAAAAUGAGGGAAAUUCUUCACGUUCAAGCAGGGCAAUGUGGGAACCAAAUCGGCGGCAAGUUUUGGGAGGUGAUGUGCGACGAGCAUGGGAUUGAUGCAACCGGGAAGUAUGUUGGUGAUUCUCGUCUUCAACUUGAGAGGAUUAAUGUGUACUAUAAUGAAGCUAGCGGUAACCGUUACGUGCCUAGAGCUGUGCUCAUGGACCUUGAACCGGGUACCAUGGAUAGCCUCCGUACUGGUCCUUUCGGCCAGAUAUUCCGGCCGGAUAACUUCGUUUUCGGCCAAAAUGGCGCCGGAAACAACUGGGCUAAGGGGCAUUAUACUGAAGGAGCGGAAUUGAUCGAUUCUGUGCUCGACGUUGUUCGUAAAGAAGCAGAGAAUUGCGAUUGCUUACAGGGGUUUCAAAUUUGUCAUUCGCUGGGAGGAGGAACAGGGUCUGGAAUGGGGACCCUUUUGAUAUCAAAGAUCAGGGAAGAAUACCCUGAUAGGAUGUUGCUGACUUUCUCUGUUUUCCCCUCUCCCAAGGUCUCGGAUACGGUGGUUGAACCCUACAACGCCACCCUCUCCGUCCACCAGCUAGUCGAAAACGCCGACGAGUGCAUGGUCCUUGACAAUGAAGCCCUAUACGAUAUCUGCUUCAGAACUCUCAAGCUCACAAAUCCCAGCUUUGGUGAUCUAAACCACUUGAUUUCAACAACCAUGAGUGGAGUAACAUGCUGCCUCCGCUUCCCCGGCCAACUCAACUCCGAUCUCCGGAAACUAGCAGUCAAUUUGAUCCCAUUCCCCCGCCUGCAUUUCUUCAUGGUCGGUUUUGCGCCCUUGACGUCGCGUGGUUCCCAACAGUACCGUGCCUUGACCAUCCCCGAGCUCACCCAACAGAUGUGGGACGCCAAGAACAUGAUGUGCGCUGCCGAUCCUCGCCAUGGGAGGUACUUGACAGCCUCAGCUCUGUUCCGAGGCAAGAUGAGCACCAAGGAAGUGGACGAACAGAUGAUCAAAGUACAGAACAAAAACUCUUCUUAUUUCGUUGAGUGGAUCCCAAACAAUGUGAAAUCAAGUGUUUGUGAUAUUCCCCCAACCGGGUUAUCAAUGUCUUCCACUUUCAUGGGGAACUCCACGUCCAUCCAAGAGAUGUUCAGGCGGGUGUCGGAGCAGUUCACGGUCAUGUUUAGGAGGAAAGCGUUUUUACAUUGGUACACCGGAGAGGGGAUGGAUGAGAUGGAGUUUACAGAGGCAGAGAGUAACAUGAAUGAUUUGGUUUCCGAGUAUCAGCAGUACCAGGAGGCUGCUGCAGAGGGUGACGAAGAGUACGAGGAGGAAGCCGCGUAACAUUUUGAGUGGAUUUUGAAUGAAUUUUGGCUAUGUCCGUCGCCGGAAAAAUGUAUGGUUAAGUGUGAUUUUUGACCUUUUUGAUGUUCAAUAAGGAGGCCCUGAUUCAGAUAUGCUGAAGCUUUGGUGUUCUCUGUAAUGUGAAUUUGUGAUUGUGAUUGUCUGGAUGUAAAUUUGCAUUGUAAUUUCCAUAACUGUAAAAAAGUGUCUAUUUGUAAUUAUCCAUGGGAGAGCAAUAAAAUCCAUUGAAAGAA
This is a messenger RNA of Rubroshorea leprosula, 1773 nucleotides long. NCBI's taxonomy places the organism in Eukaryota, Viridiplantae, Streptophyta, Magnoliopsida, Malvales, Dipterocarpaceae. The record is from the annotation of a GenBank genome assembly.